This is a messenger RNA of Panonychus citri (citrus red mite), 995 nucleotides long. RefSeq lists its product as uncharacterized. Bases 47 to 904 code for a protein of 285 amino acids. Gene Ontology annotation, molecular function: protein binding. The record is from RefSeq and is a predicted model, not a curated record. The transcript has 4 exons. Lineage: Eukaryota; Metazoa; Arthropoda; Arachnida; Trombidiformes; Tetranychidae.
UAUCAUUUUGAUUAUGAUCGUUUAAUUUAAUUUCAGAGUCAAAGUGAUGUUCAUUAUGUUAACAAUUAAUUGUUAUCCAUUUAAAAGUGUAAUUAAUUUUUUCCUACUAAACAUCAUCAUUUUAUUAGUUAAUUGUUACCAAUUUGUUUCAUCAAACAGCCAUGAUUCAAGUGAUUUAAUAUCCCAUUGUUUACCUCGAGAUACUUCAAAUUUAAAUAAGAUAAUUAAAGUUAAUGAUGUCGAAGGCGAAUCAUCAGUCUACCUUAAAUCAUCCGAUUCUGAGAAACAAUUAACUGAAUGUGUUACAAUAAUUCAAUCAUCGCCUGGUUUUGGGUUAAUUGUUCAUCCAUCUUACCUUAAAUUAAGCACGGACAAUGUUGCAAUCAAUGUCUAUCAAUUGCAUUUAGCGACUAAAUCAUCAAGAAAACUGUUCAAUUGGUAUGGUCACAAUUCAUUUGAUUCAAAUGAUCAACAUCAAAUUGAAUCAGUGGCCUGUGAUUUAGCACCAAGAGAUAAUGUCACCACGAUUCUGAUCACUUUCGAGCCGAUAACAAGUAAUGUUACUUGGAAAUCAGUUGAUUUAAGAAUUUUGAUCACUUCUUUCAUUCCAAUCAAAGAUCCACUUGCUUCUUGUCCUGGUUCACUUUAUUUUGAUUGUGGUUCUGGUCAAUGUAUUAGACAAUCAUUACAUUGUGAUGGAUUUGCUAAUUGUGGAAAUGGUAUCGAUGAACAUGGUUGUAGUCUUUCCAUUCAUGAAAUAUUUUUCAUUGUAAUUGCAAUAAUUAUCAUGCUUCUGAUUGUAAUUGGUUUAAUUUGGUAUGCCCGGAGAAAGGAAAUCAAGGAAGAUCAUGAAUCACAAUUAGAACCUAAUAAAUCAACACAAUCAACAAUUACGACCCUUUAAUUAUAGAAAUUAACUUUUUUAUUUCAAUUUUACACUUUUACUUAUUAUUUUCUCGAUAAUUAAACGACCAAAGUUAAUCUAUUUUCCCCAA